Messenger RNA from Benincasa hispida (wax gourd), 1164 nucleotides. RefSeq names its product embryogenesis-like protein. Lineage: Eukaryota; Viridiplantae; Streptophyta; Magnoliopsida; Cucurbitales; Cucurbitaceae. The record is from RefSeq and is a predicted model, not a curated record.
AGCCUUUUUUAUGCUUCAUUAGUUCGUUCUCUCACUGAACUGAAGGGUGGUAAUUCAUUCCAUUAAGCUCAGUUCCGAAUAUCGAAAAAUCGCUAAAAAUGAACCCUCGUUUACGCCUUCCAUUCUACAGAUUGCUUGUUGGGAAAUCUCAGGCUUCAAUUUCUUCAUCUUCCUGUAGCUUUCGGCGAAUUCAGGACUUCACUGUGAAGCCAAAAUCCGAGUUUCCUAACGAAUCGCGGGCUGAUGAUCUCCAUUUUUCGUAUCUAAUGAGUUCGAAUCGGAGCUACAGUGGUGGUUCGGGGACAUCGGAGCCCGAAUUCGAUCAGGUUAGAGAGGUGGACAGGAUCAAUCUCAAGUUUGCCGAAGCUAGGGAAGAAAUAGAGUCAGCUAUGGAGUCUAAAGAGACCGUGUAUUUUGAUGAAGAGGCCGAGUGUGCUCGGGAUGCUGUGAAAGAAGUUUUGGAAAUGUACGAGGGGCUUCUGGCGAAGUUGCCCGAGAGCGAAAGGAAGGCGUUGCAGAGGUCGAUGGGACUUAAGAUUGAGCAGCUGAAGGCUGAGCUUAAACAGCUUGACGAGUAAUUGAGGUGAUGGUUUCCUCGAAAUCCAAAUCCUUCAAUGAACAUGUUGAACUCGAAGAAAAAUUGUUUCCUCGAAGUUGUUACGAACUUUAUUAUAAAUGAGGUGAAUUUUAUCUAUAAUUCUUUAUAGAUUACGAACUUUAUGAAGUUGUUAAUUAGGUAUGAUUGGGAACUUAUUAAUAUUAAUUAUUCUCUAGUGAUUUUUGAAGUUUUAAGUUCUAAAAUGAUUGAGUGAAAAGAUCCUCAAAGAUUUACAGACUUGCAGCUAUAGAUGCUCUGUUACUUGAUGUGAUUGAUGCAGUGGAACUCCCUCUAAUCCUCAACCAUUCAAAAGGGGGGAAAGGAAAAGUACCUUUUCGUAGGAGAUGCAUUUUAUGAUGACUCUUUCUCAAGCCGCACAUGGUUGGAAAAGGUUGAUGAUGUAACAGUGCUGGUUCCAAAUGUUGUAUAGAACUUUUAGCAGUGAACAUUAUUGCUGCUUUAACCUUUAAUAGGAUGAUUCUGAAGGGCAUUCCUUAAGAUUACAAGACUGUCCAAUAUCUAUGUUGCAUCUUUUUACUUUCGUGGUACAUUUUUCAUUGCUUUCA